AUGUCCGCACAUCCCGAACAGCCAUUCCAAACCCAUGGCUUUCAAACCUCUCUGGAUGUCGCUCGUCAGCAGGCCUAUUCUGUAGCUUCUGUGGCGGGACACAAGCGACUUCCGGAUCGCUCACCGGAAAAUUCUCUCAAAGUAUCAAAUGCCAAACAUUCUGCUCAAUCCACGUAUCUAGUGGAUUUCACCCGUCCUGUGGUGAACCCCCCUAACAGCUGUCUGACUGCUAGUGAGAUCCGUCCUGUAGAGGCUGUCACGUCGACGACCGACGACGAGCAACAAAGAGCUGAAUUUUUCAAUCAAACAUCAGUCAAAGAUCCAACUCUAUACCUGAGCAAUCCGAGAUAUGGACUAUCAAAAAAGUUAGUAGCCAACUUUGCGGCUGUCGGUGUUAACAACAUAUAUCCGUGGCAGGCAUCAUGCCUGCUUGCUCCAGGCCUCCUCGAGGGGAAGCGACAUCUGAUAUAUACAGCUCCAACAGGUGGAGGUAAAUCCCUCAUAGCUGACGUCUUGAUGCUGAAACGCAUCAUGGAUGACCCCACGCGCAAAGCGAUCCUCGUUCUUCCCUAUGUUGCUUUGGUUCAGGAGAAGUUGAAGUGGCUCCGACGUAUUGUGCAGGGUCUUGAAAAACAUGUCCAUGAUGAUGACGACGACGACGAGAAAACGGAUCUUGCAAAACCUUACCAUCAACACUGGAAAAAACUGCAGAAGUCGAUCCGUGUUAGUUGCUUCUUUGGUGGAAGUAGAACCGCCGCCUCUUGGGCUGAUAUGGACAUUGCUGUUUGCACCAUUGAGAAGGCCAAUUCAAUGAUAAACACUGCCAUCGAAGAGCGUAUAAUAGGGGACUUAGGGGUGGUUGUUCUCGAUGAGCUGCACAUGCUUGACGAUGAACAUCGCGGCUACCUCAUGGAAUUGAUGGUCACGAAGCUACUUUUGCUGCAGCAGAAUAUCCAAAUUAUUGUGCUGGCCGAGUGGAUGGAUGCAAGGUACUAUAUUUCGACCUACCGACCUAUCCCAAUAGAUGACUAUCUAGUCUACGAGAAUGCAAUAUACCCUGCUACAUCCAUACAGCUGUUCCGGACAAUGGCUAAAUUAACCUCUACGGCAAUGAGUUCUUUUGCGGAUGCUAUGCCUCCACAUCGUGUUGUUCAGCCUUCGACUUUUCGCCAACUUUCGAGCCCAACAACGAAUGCAAUGGUUGCCCUUUCUGUUGAGAUAGCUGUGGCAGGAUAUGGUGCAUUGGUAUUUUGUGGUAGUCGACAAGCGUGCCAAUUCCAUGCGGCCAUCAUAAGUGAAGCAAUGCCGGUGCCCUCCGCAGUAGAUCCAGAGGAGCUGAGUAAACGACUGGAUUUACUUGCCGAAUUACGAAGCCUUCCUAGUGGUCUCGACCCUGCCCUAGAGACUACUCUCAUUAGGGGAGUGGGCUUUCACCAUGCAGGAAUGACUGCAGAAGAGCGUGAGUUGAUUGCGCAGGCUUACGACCAAGGGGCUUUGAGUGUACUGGUAGCCACCUGCAGUCUUGCUGCGGGUGUCAACCUCCCUGCGAGGAGAGUUAUCAUAAAUGGGGCACGUAUGGGACGGGAACUGAUCGGCCCAGUAAUGCUGCGACAAAUGUGUGGAAGGGCUGGUCGGAAAGGAAAGGACGAGGCAGGCGAAACUUAUCUUAUCUGUAGCAAGCCUGAUUUAGAAGCCAUCUGCGACUUGUUGGAAGCUGAUAUGCCUGCUAUUGAAAGCUGUCUUGCUCCAGAGAAGAGAGGUCUCAAAAGAGCGCUUUUGGAAGCUAUAGCAACAGGCCUCGUCUCUGGGUACGAAGCAAUCAAGGAGUAUGUCAGGUACACUCUCCUUUAUCGGAUGGUGAACAAAGGUUUAGCUUACAGUAUCAUGCACUCGGCGCUUCGAGAACUAAUCGACGAGAAGUUUCUUCUCGAAAGGGAUGACGAAGCGUAUGAAGCGACACAACUUGGACAAGCUGUGGUGGCUUCUGCAUUUUCGCCUGAGGACGGACUUUUCGUCUAUGAGGAACUGCGACGAGCGUCGCAAGCAUUUGUUAUGGAUGGUGAUAUGCAUAUCUUUUACAUGUUUACUCCACUCCAAGUGGCGAUAACUACGCAGAUAGACUGGCCCAUCUUUCGGGAUCAGCUGGAUGGCCUUGAUGACAGUGGUCUGCGCGCUCUGCAAUUUGUUGGCGUACAACCUGGCUUUGUAAACUCCAUGGUACAAAGCGGCGCAUCUCUGAAAGAGAACACCCCAGAUCAGGUCAAACUAUCCAGGAUCUAUCGCCGUGCCUAUACUGCGUUUCAACUUCGAGAUUUGAGCAACGAGGUACCCUUGUCAAAAAUCGCAAGUCGGUACCGAAUCCCGCGUGGAGCGGUUCAAACAUUAGCCCAGCAAUGUCAUGGCUUUGCGGCUGGCAUGGUCAAAUUCUGUCAGCGGAUGAGCUGGGGCAUGCUUGCUGCAGUCCUAGAGCAUAUGCGAGAUCGUUUAGAGGCCGGUGCUCGUGCUGAUUUACUGGAAAUGGCUCAGGUGACCUAUGUCAAAGGCUGUACGGCAAGAUUGCUUCGAGAUAACGGAUUCCGGAACUUGCGAGCCCUCGCUGAAGCAGAAGCGAAAGAUCUUGUCCCUGUUUUAAUGAUGGCACAGAAGAGCCAUUUGCAUCCUCUUGAAGCUGAGCGUUAUUCCAAAAAACUUCUCGCCAAAGCAGAGGUUAUUGUGGCCUCGGCAAAUAAGAUCUGGGAACGCGAAAUGCAGGUCGAACUAGAAGAGUGA
Molecule: messenger RNA, 2769 nt
Organism: Aspergillus tanneri
Lineage: Eukaryota; Fungi; Ascomycota; Eurotiomycetes; Eurotiales; Aspergillaceae
Product: DEAD/DEAH box helicase
Exons: 9
Coding region: 1-2769 (922 amino acids)
Molecular function (GO): ATP binding; nucleic acid binding
Source: RefSeq, a predicted model, not a curated record